AUGCAACUACUUGGUGAAUUCGUUGUUCAUUUAAUCGUCAAAAAUGCUUUUCCAUCACAGGCAGAUGCCACUCAUGAUCCAUCAGAUCUAUACGACUACUUGAAGACGACACUGACAACGGCACAAUUGAAGAACAUCUCCGACGGCUAUAAAGCCCUGAUCAAGGACCUUGGUGAUGAAGGCGCUAAUGACGUACUGCGUCGCACGAAAAUGGUAGUCGCCUAUGGUGUCAGUCCUGCUAUCGACAUGGUGCAUGCUAACGGUGAAACACCGGAUAUGGCCUAUAUGGCUAUGUCGAAACAGUUGACUCCGGACUUUGUGAAGAGCGUCGUCGUUCUUGUCAAGGAUACACUAACACCAACCGAAUGGAACAACAAGUCAAAAGACGAUGUAGAGAAAACACAAGAUGGAAAAGAGAGCGAAGCUGAAAGAAUUGUCAACGCUAAUAAAGACAUAAAGAUUGCUGCAAAGAGCUGCUUUGAUAAGCUAGAGCAACUUCUCGAGAAAUCGACGGCUGAAGUGGAAAAUAUGGAUGUGUAA
Angiostrongylus costaricensis is the source of this 540-nucleotide messenger RNA. Lineage: Eukaryota; Metazoa; Nematoda; Chromadorea; Rhabditida; Metastrongylidae. The record is from the annotation of a GenBank genome assembly.